AUGGCAGAGGAAGCAUCGUUUCGAGACGCAGUUGCUGUUCCGGGGCUCUCGGGUGCUUCCGAGUCUGCUGCCGCUGACCAGCAGCCCAAGAAGUUUCCCAAGGGAGUGGUGCUAGGCAAAGAUGGCAAGCCAUGUCGAAGCUGCACAUCAUUCGCUUCCUGGGCCGCACAGACGAAAAAAGACGUCACCACCGGCAGCAGAGCAGUAUCUACAACAGCAACAGCCGUCGCCUCGGGCCCUCCGGCCGACUGCCCGCCCGACGUCGAGACUCUUGGCCGGAGCACCUGGACGCUCCUCCACUCCAUCGCGGCGUCGUACCCAGAGAUGCCCUCGCAGGGGCAGAAGUCGGACCUGCUGAGCUUCGUCGGGCUCUUCUCCAAGCUGUACCCGUGCUGGGUGUGCGCCGAGGAUUUCCAGGGCUACAUGGCUCGGCAGAAGCCGCAGGUGAACAACCGGGACGAGUUUUCGCAGUGGCUCUGCCGCGCUCACAACGACGUCAACAGGAAGCUGGGGAAGCCCGAGUUUGACUGCUCGCGUUGGGAUGAGCGCUGGAGGACCGGGUGGAAGGAUGGCCGAUGCGACUGA
Messenger RNA from Trichoderma aggressivum f. europaeum, 585 nucleotides. RefSeq lists its product as uncharacterized. Gene Ontology annotation, molecular function: flavin-dependent sulfhydryl oxidase activity; flavin adenine dinucleotide binding. The transcript is spliced from 2 exons. Bases 1 to 585 code for a protein of 194 amino acids. NCBI's taxonomy places the organism in Eukaryota, Fungi, Ascomycota, Sordariomycetes, Hypocreales, Hypocreaceae. The record is from RefSeq and is a predicted model, not a curated record. Gene Ontology annotation, cellular component: mitochondrion.